UUCGGCAGUGAAGAAUGUUGGUGUUUCUGCUUCUCUCUCAUCUAUCCCUCUCAGGUGCCUUGCAGAGUGGCAUCUUUGGUGGUCGUGAGGCCAAGCCCCACUCCAGACCCUACAUGGCCUCACUGCAGACACGAGGACACCAUGUGUGUGGAGGGGUGCUGAUCAGAGAGGACUACGUACUGACUGCUGCACACUGUUAUAAUCGCAGGCCAUUAACAGUUGUGCUGGGAGCCCAUAACAUCAGUAAGCAGGAGAAGAGCCAACAGCAUAUCAACAUUGACAACAGUGACUACAUCCCACACCCAGAUUACCCCAAGGAAAAGCUUAGUAAUGACAACCCCAGGACUCGACAUCAUGACAUCAUGCUGUUGAAGCUGCAGACCAAGGCUAAGCUGAAGAAAAAAAAAGUUCAGGUGCUGGAGCUCCCUAAGGUGGGUGAGAAGAUCAUCAUCCCGGCAGGCGUGCAGUGUGAGGUGGCAGGAUGGGGGAGAAGAUGCUUUGGGAAGCAAGCAGAGAGUGUCCUGUAUGAAGCUAAAGUCACACUGAAGCUACCAAAAGAAUGCAAAGACAUAUGGCAACAGUAUUAUGACCAGGCCCAGAUGACCUGCAGUGUCCCUGACGGCAAAGAGGGAUUCUGCCAGGGUGAUUCCGGAGGUCCUCUUAUCUGUGCAAAGGGCAAGGCCAAGAUCCUGUAUGGAGUCACAGCCUACACAGGUGCACCAUGUGACACCCCAGAAUACCCAGAAGUCUACACGAGAGUGCCCCACUUCCUGCCCUGGAUUGAAAAAGUUCUUAGUGUAAAGAACACUCUGUAG
Molecule: messenger RNA, 815 nt
Organism: Alosa alosa (allis shad)
Lineage: Eukaryota; Metazoa; Chordata; Actinopteri; Clupeiformes; Clupeidae
Product: granzyme B(G,H)-like
Exons: 5
Coding region: 15-815 (266 amino acids)
Biological process (GO): proteolysis
Molecular function (GO): serine-type endopeptidase activity
Source: RefSeq, a predicted model, not a curated record